Arthroderma uncinatum is the source of this 933-nucleotide messenger RNA. RefSeq names its product cytochrome c peroxidase. The record is from RefSeq and is a predicted model, not a curated record. Gene Ontology annotation, molecular function: peroxidase activity; heme binding. Gene Ontology annotation, biological process: cellular response to oxidative stress; response to reactive oxygen species; hydrogen peroxide catabolic process. NCBI's taxonomy places the organism in Eukaryota, Fungi, Ascomycota, Eurotiomycetes, Onygenales, Arthrodermataceae. Bases 1 to 933 code for a protein of 310 amino acids. The transcript is spliced from 2 exons.
AUGAGCAGACAGGGAGACUUCGCCGCCGUAAGGCGUGAUAUAAUUGCCCAGAUGAAGCAGCCUGGGUACGACGAUGGAAGCGCAGGACCAGUCUUCGUCCGGCUCGCAUGGCAUUCCUCAGGCACAUACGACGUCAAGAGCGACACCGGCGGCUCCAACGGCGCUGGCAUGCGAUAUGAAGCUGAAGGAGGCGACCCAGCCAACGCCGGUCUGCAGUACGGCCGCUCGUUCCUCGAACCCGUCAAGGCCAAACACCCCUGGAUCACAUACUCGGAUCUCUGGACGCUCGCCGGCAUAGUCGCCAUCAAGGAGAUGGGAGGCCCCGAGAUAAGCUGGCAGCCUGGCCGAACAGACUUCGUCGACGACUCGAAGGUGCCUCCGCGCGGCCGUCUGCCCGAUGCCACCAAGGGCAGCGAUCACAUCAGACACAUCUUCUACCGCAUGGGCUUCAACGACCAGGAGAUCGUGGCUCUGUCCGGCGCCCACAACCUCGGCCGCACGCAUAUGGAUCGAAGCGGCUUCGAAGGGCCCUGGGUGAACAAUCCAACUCGCUUCUCAAACCAGUAUUUCCGCCUCCUCAAGAGCCUGGAGUGGAAGCCUCGCACCCUGUCCAACGGGACCAAGCAGUUCAACUAUGUCGACGAGGAUGUCCCCGAGAAGGAACGCGAUGAGCCGCUCAUGAUGCUGCCAACCGACAUGGCUCUCCUCUCCGAUCCAGACUUCGCGAUGUGGGUGAACAGGUACGCGGACGACAAGGAGCUGUUCUUCGACCACUUCUCCAAGGCCUUUUCCAAGCUGAUGGAGCUGGGGAUCAGGAGAAACGCGCAGGGCGAGGUCGUCAACACCGACAACAAGCUGGGCGGCUAUGUCUCUGCGCCAAAGAAGAGUGACAAGCCAACUGCUCCAGGCCAGGCACCCAGAGCUCAUCUCUAG